AGGAUAGCAAUGAUUCGCGAUCGUAUUUGUCGUGCAUUAGAAAAGUACAUCGAUUCCCACCGUCCUGGAAUUCAAGCCCGUAUCUCACCAAAGGUCGAAAGUACUACAGAAGUCCUUGUCGAAAAAUUACCGGGAACGAUCAUGGAUUUUAUGACCAAGAGAUUCGCUGAAGAUCAUAGCGCUAUGGAAGGUAUUCUCGACUUUGUCGCAACGAUUACCGAACGCUUGCCAGCUAAAUUCAAAGACAAGAUUCACGAGGGCAUCAGAGAAGUGGUCUUUGAAUCGAUGGACGGUAUAUCCGAGAAGGUUACUGAUGCCGUCCUCAACUCAUCCAAGCACGCUAUUCGCGAAGCAACUGGUCAAAGUGAUUUGGACGAAAAGGAUAUGAAGGUAAAGAAAGAGAAACCAGAAAAAUCAUUACGAGAGCGAAUCGAUUUCAGCUUUGAUCUUGGCUGGCUGUUCAAAGGAAAAGAAGGCAUCGUUGGGAAGAUUCUUGAACUACUUCGUGCUCCAAUUCAUCAUGUUGGUUCUGAGAUCCAGGAGCAUCUAGUUACUGGGAUACCCAAACGUGUUGAGUCGCUGCUUGCAGAGGUACUCCCUCGUGAUGAAGAUAACGAUGGGAAACUGGACGGCUUCCGUGGAGCGGUCCUUGGUGUAUUUGGUCAAAGGGAUACAAAGAAUAACGUGUUUGCUAAGAUGCUUGCGAAGAUACCAGGACUGGUUGAAAAAAUAGUGCAUCCGAUUAUUGAAGAGCUUGAGGAACGCUUGUACGAGAUU
Paraglomus brasilianum is the source of this 777-nucleotide messenger RNA. The record is from the annotation of a GenBank genome assembly. NCBI's taxonomy places the organism in Eukaryota, Fungi, Glomeromycota, Glomeromycetes, Paraglomerales, Paraglomeraceae.